Molecule: messenger RNA, 5182 nt
Organism: Apus apus (common swift)
Lineage: Eukaryota; Metazoa; Chordata; Aves; Apodiformes; Apodidae
Gene: GPR180
Product: G protein-coupled receptor 180
Exons: 9
Coding region: 7-1332 (441 amino acids)
Biological process (GO): response to pheromone; G protein-coupled receptor signaling pathway
Source: RefSeq, a predicted model, not a curated record
CCGAGGAUGCGGUGGCGGCUGCUGCUGCGGCGGCUGCUGUGGCUGCUGUGCUGUGCCGCCCGCUGGUGCGGCGCCGGCGGCAAGACGCUGCGGGGCGGCUUCGCCAACGCCGCCGCCCGACGGGAGCCGUGGCGGCCCGUGGCGCGCUUCCAGUUCCACGGUGAUCAUGCUGUUCUGUGUGUCAGAAUCAAGAAUGUAGCAGUAGCUGUGACAAAAGAAGCUAGACUUCACCUGUUUCAAGCACCAGAAUGGCAGAAGCUGCAGAACACUGUCCAAGAUCACAGCUGUACAGAGAAGUUCUCCAAAGCUCAGCUGACAAUGACUGUGAACCACACAGAGCAAAAUCUGACAGUGUCCCAGAUUCCUUAUCCGGAAACAUGGUAUGUGUUUUAUGUAGACAAGUUUACCUGCGAGGAGAAUUAUUCUGAAUCCGAGGAUAUUCAGUUUGAAAUGGUCUUACUAAACCCAGAUGCAGAAGGGAAUCCAUUAGAUCACUUUAGCGCAGGGGAGUCUGGAUUACAUGAAUUCUUUUUCCUGCUUGUCUUAGCAUACUUCAUCACUGCAUGCAUAUAUGCACAGUCCUUAUGGCAAACAAUUAAGAAGCGUGGACCUAUGCAUACUGUACUAAAGGUGUUGACAAUUGCAUUAGUGUUGCAGGCUGGUUCAGCUUUUGCCAACUACCUGCAUUUCUCAAGUUAUUCUAGAGAUGGAAUAGGAGCACCUUUCAUGGGAAGUCUUGCAGAAUUGUGUGACAUAGUCUCACAGAUACAAAUGCUGUUUUUAUUGUUGAGUCUGUGUAUGGGUUGGACAAUAGGCAGAAUGAAGAAAUCUCACAGCAGACCUCUUCAAUGGGAUUCCACUCCAAUGUCUACUGGGAUUGCUGUAGUAGUUGUUGUUACACAGAGCUUUUUAUUAAUUUGGGAGCAGUUUGAAGACACAAAUCACCACAGCUACCAUUCACACCGUGGCUUAGCAAGUGGACUGCUUAUUGGCCUCAGAGUUUGCCUAGCUUUGUCACUGGCUGCUGGGCUUUACCAGAUCAUCACAGUGGAGAGAAGCACGCUGAAAAGGGAAUUCUAUAUCACCUUUGCCAAAGCCUGCAUUCUCUGGUUUUUGUGCCACCCAUGUCUUGCAACCAUUUCUAUAAUAUUCAGAGAAUAUCAAAGAGAAAAGAUUAUUACCAUAGGUGUUAUCCUCUGUCAGUGUAUCUCCAUGGUUAUCCUCUACAGACUUUUUCUGUCUCAUAGUCUAUACUGGGAAGUAUCUUCACUCUCAUCAGUGACAUUGCCACUAACAGUAUCUUCUGGACAUAAAAAUCGGCAUCACUUCUGAGAUGUUUAGGAAUAAUACAUUAUGUAAUAAUUGUGCAAUAAUGAACUAAAUAUACAGAUAUUUUAGUCACAGGUGUGUGAUACAUUGGUUUUACUGGAAAACUGAGUGAUAAUAUCAGAGCACUUCACAGGCCUUUGGUUGGACAAGGUCCCUAGCUUAAUCUGUUAAAGAUAUCGUGGAGCGGAAAAAUCCAUAAUUUGAAUAAUUUUGUAAGUAUUGUUUAUGUGUAGCAUGUGAUACUGAGCUGUAUCACAGAAAAGUACAGUGACCCUUUUCUUUCCCAUUCACAGCCACAAAAAAUGUCCUUACUUUAUAUCAACACUAGGUUUGAAGUCUUAUAAAAUGCAGUUCUUAAAGCAUCUACAAGCUCAAACAAGUCUGAAAUAGGCCAGUUGUGAAAUUGGUGUAAUGCGUAGCAAUGAGUACAAGUUCUUGUAUUUUCAUGCUUUAGAGAAAAUGCGUUUUAUAUAUAAGUAUAAAAUAAGGGGAAACAAAAGAGGGAGGAUCCUCUAGAAACACAUGUAAAAUGUCCACAACUGAUUGCAAGAAACUUUUAUUUAUUUUUGGUGUAAAAGAAGAGCCUUUUUUGCAACUAAUACUCAUACUGGUUACAGAUUUAAUGGGAAUGAAAAUAGGGUUUAUAUCUGCCUUUUUUUUUUAAUGUAACUAAAAAUUUCAUCCAGUAAUGAAGGUCUAAACAGUAUUUGAGGCAUAGAAGACAUAGCAACAUAAAGGUAAUUAAAACAGCAGGCUCAUAUCUUUUAAAGAAAAAAAAAAGGCAAAGAAAAUGGAAUGGGUGAUGUGGUACUAGAAUUUUAAUCCUGAUAUAAUUCAUUUCUGUUACAUUGAGGAUUCAAUCAUAAUUAAGCCAUAUACACAGAUUAAAUUAACAGAAGCAUUUCAAAUAAAUGUUGGUUUCAGUCAUCAACUACCCAUGAAUUCCUGCCCAAGGAUACUUAAUCAGGAUUAAAUUUUCUAUGAAUAAUUGAAAAACAAAAUACUCACUGGAUUUGUUAUAAUCCAUGUUGGCACUGGGUUCUAAGUAGUUGCCAUUUUCCAUCCAUUGUAAUAAAGCCAUACUACUUUGUGAUGCCCUAGCAUUCAGAAAGCCAGUGUAAAUAUAUACUUUAUUGAAGUGCCUAUUUAUUAUUAUUAAAUCAUGCUGAGGUGUUUGAUUUUUUUUCCUCCAUGAUAAGAACAUACCUAUUACCAUUGUGACUGAAAGCUUUCAUUUUUUAUUUAGUUUAGCAUUUGUCAAAUUUUAGGCUUCUUUUCAUACACUUUCAUUUAUUCACAACAUGGAUUUUAUUUUCUAGUAAAUGAAUGUCUGUUUCUUCUUAACAGUGUGUAUUUAGUUAUGUCUCUGUGAACAUGUGAAGACACUGGGGUUCUAGCUUUAAAAUAACCCUAACUUUUCCAUUCACAUUUGCCUCAGUUGCGAGCAUAGUUUGAAACAUAAGUCUAUUCCACUUUACUUUAGAGGCAAAAUUCGACAUUUGCCUUUGACUAAGGCAAAAUGGCAACAUGACAAAGUUGCUCAUUAAAUCAUCUCCUUUCUUAUUGUUUGUAAUUCAGAUCAAGAAUGGCAGGUUGAGGCUGGAAAAGAUGAGAUACUAUGAUUUCACACAAUCUUCAGAACGAUUAAAAGAUUAAUUAUUACAUUCCUCUGAUAACCACACAAAAAUAUUAUUGGUUAAAACUGCAGUCUUUAUUUCCCUGCUUAUCUCUGUACUUUUCAUCUUCUCAGGAAAAAAGCAUCCUGUUUUUGAUAAGUCUCCAAUAAUGCCAUAGAAAAGUUCUAUCUGUCCUCAUGUGUAAGACAUGAAAUUCACGCAUGAAACAGAAUUUUUGAAUAGACACAAGAACUACUUUACAGUUUAUGAUUUGUCAUGAUAAAACUUUCAAUCUAUGCAAAAAAAAAAAAAAAAAAAAAAAAAAGAAGCUGUUUGUGGCUUUCAGAAGAGACACUCUUUGAGUUUUAUUCUCCAGAAGUAUUUUCCUACUUCCCUCUGACUUCAAUCUGUCAGUAUUAAGGUAAAUGGUAUCUUAAUUUCACCUUAUAAAUAUACCCUACAACAAUUCAUAGGUCAUCUGAGUGUAAAUAUGAGGCUUAAGAUGUUGUCUCUUAAGCUUUUCCAGAUUGCCCUGUAAGUCAACAGCUAACAUUAUCCUCUUUUAGUUUGGCAUCAGAUCCAGCUAUUUGAAAAUUUUUAAUUUUGCUAUUACGGUAACUGUAGCAAUUGAGUGUCACUUUCUCAUGGUAAGUGGCACAAAGGACAUGCAUUUCUGCCCAGGUCUAUUAGCAUUCUUUCAUAACGAACACUCACCAAUUUUACAUUAUCAAAUCAUUAAUGUGUAUUAUAGCAGUAGGUCAGUACGACUGCAGUAGUAUUCAGGAUGUUAGUUAAUUGGGUACAGGAUAUAUCUGGGGAGAGUCUUCAAGUAUGACUAAUUUACAAAGCUUCAUACUUGCCUGUACUCCAGCUUGAAGCUUACUGCCUCUGGAUUAUGCCUGAAGAGUUGUUGGAGUACGUGAAAGCCUAUCUCUUCGUUCUAACUUACAUGUUCUGUGAGGCCAGCUGAGAAGACCUUGCUUUUUUCACACUUACCCACAGAGUUACAUAUUUUAUCAGUUUCGUUUCAUAACCUCAUCUCAAAAGAAUAGUUUCCAGCUUACUUUCAGUUGUCUUUGAUCAGUGUGUCCUGACUGGAAAACUUUAUCCUCUUUUUCUAAAAUGUGCUUUCUGUCACAAAAAUAAAAAAUGUUUUCUGUUACAAACUGGGGCUCUUGCUGUCCUGGUUUGAUGCAUACAUCUGAGGAAGUCAUGAGGCACCCUAUGUCAGCUCUGCAUUAGAUGAGAGCAGUGGUCAAAGGCACUCCUUUGCUUCACCCAUAGCCCUGGUGUGUCAGUGCUGCCAUGUACCCUGGGAAUUAAUUCCUGGGGAGAGGUGCAGCAGCUCCUGGCUCCCUGCUGCCUGGCUGCUGAGAGGGCUGCCCCAUGUUCUCCCUGAAGGCAGCAUUGCCACUCCUGACUGGUGGAGAGCACUCUUUAGUUGGGAUCAACUGGCGACAUCUCACUUGUGAGAUUCUGUGCAUUAUAAGGUUCUGUCUUAAAGGAAGUUGCAGUUACAGAGUUCACCAGUUCUGUUGUCCCUACAUUUUGGUGGUCAGGAAAGCGAAGUGUAUAUUGCCAUGACUGCAAAUUGAAGUCGGUUGUGCUCUGAAGUAAUACACUUUUGUGUGUGAGAGGGCAUCUCGUUGCCAGCUGUUGCCUUUUCUACUGGCACAGAUGCCAGUUUGCAUCAAUUAUAAUUUAUUGGUUGUGGGGUAGGAUCCCAGUUCAGGAGAAAUAAGGGUGAGAUCACUGACUCAAUCUAUGAGACCCCCCACAAGCUGUGAGGAGAGAUCAUCUUGCAAUGCUCCUGACCAGCGAUGAAGAGGCUGAAACACAAGUCCCCUAAGCUAUUCACUCCCCUUCUGUGUAGAAUGUGUUUUUUGUACACUUAUUUAAAAUGCUUCAGAUAGGAAGAUGAGUAUUUACAAUUAAAUAUUUGUAAAUAGACGUGGAAAGGCUUGAUUGGAAAAAUAUCAAGUUUCUAAUACAUAUUACUAUACUAAGACCUCCCACACAAGAGAAACAUUUAUAGUCAGACCUAAUGAAUAUUCCUUUCUGGUUCUUGUGCCAAUGGAGAGCCGUGGAAAAAUCCAAGUCUUUUUGUUUGCAUCUUGAUCCUUUACAGAACUGGAAGAGUAUUUAAUUUGAUUUGGCUCUAGUUUAUUCCCUGCAAUAUUUUGCCUCUAGUUGAUACUUUUUAGAGAAUACAAUAAAGGUUUAUUGGGCUGGCCAAA